Messenger RNA from Lathyrus sativus (Indian pea), 2136 nucleotides. Lineage: Eukaryota; Viridiplantae; Streptophyta; Magnoliopsida; Fabales; Fabaceae. The record is from the annotation of a GenBank genome assembly.
AUGGAGUUCCCCGAAGGAGACCAACUAAAGGCCGCGGAGAAGCUCGAGUUGGAGAAAUUAGCUAAGAUCAAUUUCGACCCUACACGCAUCGUUGAUUUAGAUGCACUUCUUUGUGAUACUUAUGAUAAACAAUGUCCAAAGCCAGUUCAUUAUCACAACAGGAGAGAUUUGAUUCGCAUCUUCAAUAUGAUGGCAAAGGAAAUAUAUGGCAAUAGUAAGUCCUCUCCUGUUGUGGAAGAAUAUGGAUCAUUUGUAAUGGACAUUUUCAAUGAAAAAAGUGAUCUUGACUUGUCUAUCAAUUUCAGUAAAGAUUCCAUUGAAAUUAGUCGGCAGAAGAAGAUUGACACCCUUCGGAGGUUUAGCAAGAAACUACGCUCAAUUCAAAGAAAUGGGCAUGUUACUGCUUUAGAAGUUAUCCUGUCUGCCAAUGUACCGAUUAUAAAAGUUACUGAUUGUGGAACAGGUAUUGAAUGUGAUUUAUCGGUCGGAAAUUGGGAUGGCAUUGCAAAAUCCCAUAUCAUCCGUGCAAUAUCUGCUAUAGAUGAAAGGUUCCAAAAGCUAUCUUUACUGAUGAAAUCAUGGGCUAAGGCUCAUAAUAUCAACAGUUCCAAAGACGCGACUUUGAAUUCUUUGUCGAUUGUAUCAUUUGUUGCUUUUCAUUUGCAGACUUGCGAUCCUCCCAUAUUACCUCCAUUCUCUACUUUACUAAAAGAUGGAGCUGAUCUUGAGUCUGUGACGAAGAUUGUUAAAACUUAUACCAACUAUGGGAAUAAAAACAAAGAGUCCUUGGCCAAGCUUUUCGUUACUCUUUUAGUCAAGCUAGCAUCAGUUGAAAACCUUUGGCAGAAUGGAUACUGUACGAGUCCAAACAAAGGGUCGUGGGUUUUAAAAUCAUGGAAAUACUCAAUGAGUAUAGAGGAUUUCACAGAUCCAUCACAAAAUGUCGCUAGAGCAGUUAGAGCUGAAGGAUUUAAGGCGAUCUACGAAUGUAUCCAUAAUUCCAUUGACUAUGUUUCAUGCUUUUUAAAUGGCGAGAUCCAGGGAAUUGAGUUAAUGGACCAUUUGUUUGGAAAACCUAUGGUUUCAACUCCAGGAGUUGAGGAUUCUUCUACUAGCAACAUCAAUCCAAGAAAGAAUAACUCUCCUAUUUUGCGAAAUUCCCGCCCAACGAAAAAGAAAAAAAGAAGCUUAGCUAAAAACCAGGUUCCAGAUUUUCAACAAACUAAACCCCGGGGUACAGAUCCGGUACAUGUACCAUGUUCUACUCUAGGAGUUCAGGGUACAUCUACUAGCAACAUCAGUGGAAAUAAGAAUACCCCUCCUACUAGCAGCAUCACUGAAAAUAAGAUUACCCCUCCUGCUAGCAGCGUCAAUGAAAAUAAGAAUACCCCUCCCGCUAGCAGCGUCAAUGAAAAUAAGAAUACCCCUCCUGCUAGCAGCAUCAAUGAAAAUAAGAAUAACCCUUCUACUAGCAACAUCAUUGGAAAUAAGAAUAACCCUCCUACUAGCAACAUCAUUGGAAAUAAGAAUAAGCUUCCUACUUUGCAAAAUCCUAGUCCAACGAAAAAGCAAAAGCGACACUUAGGUAAAAACCAGGUUCGAGAUUUCCACCGAACUGAACCUUGGAGCACAGGUCAUGUACAUGUACCACCUAGUAGUAAUAUGGCCAAUGGUGUUUCUUCUUCCACUCCCCAACUUCCCUACCAAUUUCAAUAUCAAUUACCGUUUGCUACUUAUAGUUCAAAUUUUAAGGAGCAUCACAGUUAUGUUCCACGGAAUGUUCCUCCUCCUCCUCCUCCCUUUGGCUUAAACCAAGUUGUUUUCCAAGGUUCUUAUAAUCCUCCAAUACAGUCCCAUCGAGUUUCGUCACAAAUACACGGGGAUUUUUUUCCAACACUUCACCAAAAUGCAGUAGCUUCAAAUCCCUAUCAGGGUUCAUUCCCACAUUCCUCACUACAAGGAAGAGACUAUGCCCACAGUAGGGACUAUGCCUCACCACACAUAAGGGACUAUGCCUCACCACACAGAAGGGAUUAUGCCUCACUACACAGAAGGGACUACGCCUCAUCACUACAUAGAAGGGACUAUGCCUCAUCACAAAGGGACUAUGCCAUGUACAAUCACAGAAGUGGUUAA